This is a messenger RNA of Ambispora leptoticha, 273 nucleotides long. NCBI's taxonomy places the organism in Eukaryota, Fungi, Glomeromycota, Glomeromycetes, Archaeosporales, Ambisporaceae. The record is from the annotation of a GenBank genome assembly.
UGGAGAAGAUUAUAAUGUGAUUAUUGAAGUGGGUAAAUCACCAAACACUAAAGAAUUCAAGACACACACAGCUAUUCUGAAAUUUAGAUCUUUAUAUUUUCGUAAUGAAUUAACUAAAAAAGAGGUACUGGUAGGAGUAUUAUCUUUGGAAAACCUUGAGGCAUCAUCUAUUUUUGAUAUUAUGCUAGUCGCUUGUGAAUUUCAUCUUGAAGAAUUAGUAAAACACCUUGAGACACAUCUAAUUAAUGCAGAGGCCCAUUGGCUACGUUCACG